This is a messenger RNA of Nerophis lumbriciformis (worm pipefish), 2129 nucleotides long. RefSeq lists its product as uncharacterized. The record is from RefSeq and is a predicted model, not a curated record. Gene Ontology annotation, cellular component: nucleus. Gene Ontology annotation, biological process: regulation of gene expression. Lineage: Eukaryota; Metazoa; Chordata; Actinopteri; Syngnathiformes; Syngnathidae.
CUUGCGCAUGCUCGCUGCAGCGAGAAACCAGCGAAGAAGAAAAGCCGGACGUUAGCAACACGCAGGUUUUGUUUGUAAAAAUAAAAAAAAAUGUGUCAGGUUAAAAAGCUGAGAAUGUUGAUGGAGCAGCGACUACAUUCUGUCGUGGAAGAAAUAUUUGGACUGUUUGAAAGAACCAUAGCACAGUACGAGGAGGAACUUUCUCGGACGAAAGAGGAAAACGAGCGACAACAAGAGCUACUGGAUGCUGUUUUCAAACCUCAAGUUGUGCUACAAAGAGCAGACGUCCAGCAGGUGUCAGCCGAGAGUCAAGAAGAGAUUCCCUCCGAACAGCAGGAGUGGAGCUCCAGUGUGGGGAAAAAUGAGCUGGAGCCCCCACACAUUAAAGAGGAGGAUGAGGAACUGUGGGAGCAUCUUCAAAGGUUGGAGGAGGCUCAUGAUGAAGAUGAAGCUCAGUCCUUACAGCUUCAUUACAGUCAAAGUGAGGAGAGAAGAGGGGCGGAGCUUCUAACUCAACACAUCACAGCUGAUGGAGAGCAUUGUGAAGAUAUAAACUCAGAACCAGACAGCAUCUUUGCUCCACUGUCAGAUAAAGACGGCAUGUCAGACUCUUCCGAGCGCGAUCACAGUGACUACAUCCAAAAACCUUUGGAGAAUAAUAAGAACUCUAAAGAUGUUAUGAGACAUCAUGCUGACAAAAAACACUAUAAUUGUUCUGAAUGUGGGAAAUCAUUUAGACAUAAUAGUCGUUUUGUAGCACACAUCAGAAUACAUACUGGAGAGAAACCUUUCGCUUGCUCAGUUUGUUCCAAAAGAUUCUCUACAAAGGAUAACCUGAAAAAACACAUGAUUGUACAUUGGGCAGAGAAACCUUUUGCUUGCUCAGUGUGUUCAAAAAGUCUGUCUUCUGAACGUCACCUUAAAAGACACAUGAUGAUACAUACUGGGGAGAAGCCCUUUCCUUGUUCAGUUUGUCCUAAAAGAUUUAAGACUAAAUCACAAAUGAUAUUACACAUGAGAACACACACUGGGGAGAAACCCUUCACUUGCUCUAUUUGUAGCAAGAAGUUUGCCAGUAAGGGGAGUAUGACCCAUCACAUGAAAUCGCACACGGGGGAGAAGCAAUUUACUUGCCCACUUUGUCCUAAAAGAUACACGAAAAACGCUGCUUUGAUUGCGCACAUGAGAACUCACACUGGGGAGAAACCGUUUAGUUGCAACGUAUGCGAUACAAGGUUCAGAUAUAAGUAUCAGGUCAAUAGACACCAAUGCUCAGCAGACUCGGACGCUGUUGGGCAGUGUGGCUCAGGUGUUAGAGCAGUCAUCCAGAAUUUCGAGGGUAGCUGAUAUGAAUCGAGCUUUUGCCGUCCUAGUCCCUUCACUUGUGUCCUUGGGCAAGACCCUUUACCCACCUUGCUCCCAGUGCCACACACACCGGUGUAUGAGAGUUUGUGGCGGGACAAAACACAAUAAGUAUUUAAGUCUGCAAGGACUUAAUUAUAAUCAAACUGUGACUGUGAUUUCAGUUGAUGUUUCUCUUCUGUUUACUUCUAAAGUUGUAUUUAGCAAUUACUAAAUACUAGUUACUUUCUUAUUUGCUCGUUGUGAAUAGACAUUGUAUCUUUUUCACUUUUUUUUUUUUAUAAAAUACAUUUGUUUUCCAAUUACAUAGAUUUCUUUUCUUUUAUUAUUCAGUGAAAAGUAUGUAUGAAUAAAAUUGUACACAACUUUUGGACUUCAGGCAAUUUCCUAAAGACAUCAUGGAUGGGUGUGUCCCCUUCAGAGGGGUUGUUGUCCUUUGCAGUCUCAGUGGUUCACUUUAACACAGCUUUUAUUUGAGUUCAUUUUAGUAACAAUUGAAUGCAAAACAUACAUCAUAUUUAUAAAGCAAAAUCAUACACAACAAUUAUAAUUUAUUCAUGAAUAACAAAGUGGGACAACUUUUUUGUUUUGUUUUUUAAAUAGAACACAACUACUAAGAAAUACAAAUACAAUAUUUGUUGAUUUGUAUGUACCGUAUUUUUCGGACUAUAAGUCGCAGUUUUUUUCAUAGUUUGGCCGGGCUCCAGUGCGACUUAUAUAUGUUUUUUUUUUUAAUUUUAUUAUGCAUUUUCGGCAGAUGCGACUUA